Messenger RNA from Hippocampus zosterae (dwarf seahorse), 2485 nucleotides. Its product is annotated as guanine nucleotide-binding protein G(q) subunit alpha-like. The record is from RefSeq and is a predicted model, not a curated record. NCBI's taxonomy places the organism in Eukaryota, Metazoa, Chordata, Actinopteri, Syngnathiformes, Syngnathidae. The transcript is spliced from 7 exons. Gene Ontology annotation, biological process: action potential; phospholipase C-activating dopamine receptor signaling pathway; adenylate cyclase-modulating G protein-coupled receptor signaling pathway. The coding region runs from base 795 to 1874 and encodes 359 amino acids. Gene Ontology annotation, molecular function: guanyl nucleotide binding; G protein-coupled receptor binding; GTPase activity. Gene Ontology annotation, cellular component: heterotrimeric G-protein complex.
CACUCAAACUUCUCCUCCCUGUUAUGCAUCAGGUUGGCGGACACACUCUUUGCCCACCUUGUUCCAACAUCGGAGACCCCCUCAUUUCGGGCUCCAUUUUAAACGAAAAACAGAGGGGGCGGGUAAAAAACAACCCGCAUGCCGCAUUCUAGCGUCAAAAUGGACCGCAUUGGGGUGAUCGGCGACGCUAUCGCGACAGCAUAACGGCGAAAACCCGUCAAGCGCCGAGGUACCCAAAUCACUGCAGGCAGCCGCUUGUCGGUCUUUUUUUCGCCGAGAAAAGGGAGGCGUCGCUGGCGGGGGAGGGGGGGCAACAUUCGAGUAGCGGCGGUGCCGUUCGUUCGGCGUUUUACCCAGUGGUUAGCCUGCUAGCAUCGGCUCCAGAUUUGUCGGCUGUUGGAUGAAGGCGAUACCGCCGCUUGUCUUCCCGUUCCUGGAGUUAGAGUUGACAUUAUUCACAAGGGGCGGGUUGCGCAUCUCGCCGAGAGACCUCCAGUACUCCUGCUCAUCCUCUCCCGACUCUCUACCGCAGAAGACCGGGGACAACUUGGUCGCGAGGCCCAGAGUUGCUCUUCCCCUCCCCCCUCCUCCUCCUUCCCUGGUCCGGUCCGGUCCCGACAAGACCACCACCAAGCGACCCUCCCCCCUCGCACCACGUCCACGCGAGGACCGCAGCUGAUUUUUUUUUUCCUCGCUGGGGGGUGGCGGUGGUGUUGGUGGUGGGAAGAAAACGCCAAACGCUGAGUGUUUUUUUUUCCGGGUCCGAGCGGGACUGGCUAAACACAGCGGAGGGGAUGACUCUGGAGUCCAUGAUGGCUUGUUGCCUGAGCGAGGAGGCGAAGGAGUCGAAGCGAAUCAAUGCCGAAAUUGACAAGCAACUUCGCCGAGACAAGCGAGAUUCCAGGCGGGAGCUGAAAUUACUUCUUCUCGGCACGGGAGAAAGCGGCAAGAGCACUUUCAUCAAGCAAAUGAGGAUCAUCCACGGCGCCGGUUACUCCGACGAAGACAAGAGAGGCUUCAUCCGACUGGUUUACCAAAACAUCUUCACCUCCAUGCAGGCCAUGAUCCGGGCCACGGAGAACCUAAAGAUCCCUUAUAAAUAUGAACAGAAUCGGUCGAACGCCAUGCUGGUGAAAGAAGUGGACAUUGAAAAGAUCAACGGCUUCGACCAGCCCUACAUCGCAGCAAUCAAAUGCUUGUGGUCCGACCCGGGGAUCCAGGAGGCCUACGAUCGCCGCCGAGAGUACCAGCUGUCCGAUUCCACGAAAUAUUACCUUAGCGAUUUAGAUCGCGUGACUGCCGGCGGCUACGUCCCCACCCAGCAGGACGUGCUCAGGGUCCGUGUUCCCACCACGGGCAUUAUAGAGUACCCCUUUGAUCUGGAGAAUGUCAUCUUCAGGAUGGUGGACGUGGGUGGUCAGCGGUCAGAAAGGAGGAAGUGGAUCCACUGCUUUGAGAACGUCACUUCCAUCAUGUUCCUGGUGGCGCUGAGCGAGUACGACCAGGUCCUGGUGGAGUCCGACAACGAGAACCGUAUGGAAGAGAGUAAAGCUCUGUUCAGGACGAUCAUUACCUACCCGUGGUUCCAAAAUUCCUCGGUCAUCCUCUUCCUGAACAAGAAGGACCUGUUAGAGGAGAAGAUCUCCUACUCGCACUUGGUGGACUACUUCCCGGAGUUUGACGGCCCGCAGAGGGACGCGCAGGCGGCGCGGGAGUUCAUCCUCAAGAUGUUUGUGGACUUAAACCCCGACAGCGACAAGAUCAUCUACUCCCACUUCACGUGCGCCACGGACACGGAGAACAUCCGCUUUGUGUUUGCCGCCGUCAAGGACACCAUCCUACAGCUCAAUCUCAAAGAGUACAACCUGGUGUGAGCCCCCCCCACCCCCUUUCCGCCCCCAACUCUCAAGCCCACUUCACUAUCCUUUUGCACAACCUCCUUUUUCGAGUGCGCUCGACUUUUAAUGCAACACACACACACACACACACACUCCCCUUUUUUUGUCUGGCACAUUCAAAGAUCCCCCCCUGCAAAACAAAACGACAGCAAAAAAGAAAACCCCCUCCCCUCCCUCGCGCAUCUUCCUGCUUUUUCUGGGCAGCUUGUGUCAGAGAAACCGCCGCCUCGACGGGCCUGGCACAUUCGACUCUUGAGACAAGUGACCGCAAGGGACGCCGGGGGGACGAACGCUCCACAACGGGAUUUUGUCUCCACCUCCACAUCGAUGAAUGUACCCACCAGUGUGUGAGAAGUGCCAUUGCGGGGACGGGGGCGUGGGGGGGGGGUACAAGAGAACCUCUUAACAGUGUAAAUAUACAGUAUAUAAUAUGUCAGGGGUGUCAAACACAUUGUGAUUCAGCGGGGCUUUACAGCCUAAUUUGAUGUCAAGGGGGGGCCCAGACCAGCAAAGUCGUAACAUAAUUAAAAGUAAGGCCAGAUUUCUUAUGAAAAAAAAUAUAUAUAUCUGAUCCCAAUGAUUUUUUU